AUGAAUCUGACGAGGUUCCAGAUCUUUCUGACGUGGAUUCUGUCUGUAUUUGCCGGUACAGCCAUCUGCUCCAAGGAAGAGACCCGCCUGGUCAGCCACCUGUUCUCUCAGUACAACAAGGUGGUCCGUCCGGUGAACCACUUCAGCGAGGCUGUGGUGGUCACAGUGGGCCUGCAGCUGAUUCAGCUCAUCAGUGUGGAUGAAGUCAACCAGAUCGUGACCAGCAAUGUUCGACUUCGACAGCAAUGGGUAGACGUGAGCUUAAAGUGGGACCCUCAGGAGUACGGCGGCAUCACGAAGAUCCGGAUUCCGUCCACGGACAUCUGGAAACCAGACCUGGUGCUCUACAACAAUGCGGACGGCGACUUCAACAUUCGUCAUGAGACUAAAGUUCUGCUGGAGUACACUGGGAAGAUCACCUGGAACCCGCCCGCCAUCUUCAAGAGCUACUGCGAGAUCAUUGUCCUGCACUUCCCCUUCGACCUGCAGAACUGCAGCAUGAAGCUGGGCACCUGGACCUACGACGGCAAACUGGUCAUCAUCAACCCGGACAGUGACCGACCAGACCUCAGCAACUUCAUGGAGUCCGGAGAGUGGGUGUUGACCGACUACCGGAGCUGGAAGCACUGGGUCUACUACACGUGUUGUCCAGAUACGCCCUACCUGGACAUCACAUACCACUUCCUGAUGCUGCGACUGCCCCUCUACUUCAUUGUCAAUGUCAUCAUUCCCUGCAUCCUAUUCUCCUUCCUGACCGGACUCGUCUUCUACUUGCCCACCGACUCUGGUGAGAAGAUGACCCUCUCCAUCUCUGUCCUGCUGUCCCUGACUGUGUUUCUGCUGGUCAUCGUGGAGCUAAUCCCGUCCACCUCCAGCGCCGUGCCGCUCAUCGGGAAGUACAUGCUCUUCACCAUGGUCUUCGUCAUUGCCUCGAUCAUCAUCACCGUCAUCGUCAUCAACACGCACCACCGAUCCCCCAGCACACACACGAUGCCUGCCUGGAUACGCAAGGUCUUCAUCGAGAAAAUCCCCAACAUGAUGUUCUUCUCCACGAUGAAGCGCCCAAGUCAAGAGAUUCGACAGAAGAACAUGUUCCCCACUGACAUGGAUAUUUCUGACAUCUCAGGCAACCCCACCCCCACCACAGUCACCUACCAGUCCCCCAUCGUCAAGAACCCCGACGUCCGCAGUGCCAUUGAGGGCAUCAAAUACAUUGCAGAGACCAUGAAGUCAGACGAGGAGUCGAACAAUGCAGCAGAGGAGUGGAAGUUUGUAGCCAUGGUUCUGGAUCACAUCCUCCUCUGCGUGUUCAUGGCCGUGUGUAUCAUCGGAACGCUCGCCGUCUUCGCCGGACGACUCAUCGAGCUCAAUCAGGGCUAGCCGAGCCCAGAGUGCACAGCUUCCCACUCAAAGACAAACACAGACAAGGUGUGUCUUGUGUUUGUCACACGGACAACCACAGCGGAACAGCAGCGACUCAUGCGAGUCAUGUGAUCUGGAAGGAUCGUACUUGAAACUUUUUUUUUUUUUUAACCGUUGUAUUUUCCGGUGUUUUCGGAUCAGAGAGCAAAAUAUCCUCCACAAGUGGAGUUUUAUUGGUUUAUUUCGCUCGAACUUCACAUCCAUGUCUUGUUGACGUUAUUGUUUAGUGGAUCAUUGUGCUGCAGACGACUGUUGUGAGUUGAAUGAUUCAUUGUUACAGAUAUCUCCACAAUGAUUAGCAUGACACCAUGACAAACAAAAACUAUUCACUAAAAAAUAGAACUGUGUGAGAGAAAAUUAAGGAACUAAAUGAAUAAAAACAAGGAUUUACUGUUGCAAUUCACCAACAAACUAAACCAAAAAUAGCUAUGAAUGCUUUACUAAGUUUGGUUGUUUUGAAAAGACAUGAACUCCAUUAUGAUUGUAAAUAUCUGGAGGAGAAGCAGAAAACACGAAUCAAAUCAGUAUGUUUGCUAAGACACUUUUGGAACUGAUUGUAAUGAGUUGCCGGUGAAGCUUCAUGAAACACCACCCUCGCUUACGGAGCGAGGCAGGUGGAACUAUCAGUUUAUAUGAUACUGUAUAAGGUUUUCAUCUAAACAGUUGUGAAAAGAUUACAAAGUGCCAUCUAGUGGGCGCUGAAACGGACAACACAGUUUCAUGAAGCGUCAUCUGCUGCUCACAUGUAAAUAAUUCAGGUUUGAACCUGGUGUGAUGACGUGCAAUAACGGUUUGAUGCGUUUCGAUCAGACAAAGAUUUAAUAAGGUCAGAAGAUGUUUUGUUGUCGUGUUGUCUUAAAUUCAGUUUGUAAAGAAUUUUAACAGUUUGUUUAUACUGCAACAAAAAUCUUCCUGCAGCAAUCCGUUUUCAGACAAAACCCCCAGGAAAAGAAGGAAUCUUAAGAGGCACAUUUUUCAUUUCCCGGAAUUAAAACUUGUAAAGACAUGUUUUCUGAUUAUUCCAUGUGAAGUCA
Molecule: messenger RNA, 2456 nt
Organism: Synchiropus splendidus (mandarinfish)
Lineage: Eukaryota; Metazoa; Chordata; Actinopteri; Syngnathiformes; Callionymidae
Product: acetylcholine receptor subunit alpha-like
Exons: 10
Coding region: 1-1380 (459 amino acids)
Biological process (GO): regulation of membrane potential; chemical synaptic transmission; monoatomic ion transmembrane transport
Cellular component (GO): postsynaptic membrane; neuron projection; synapse
Molecular function (GO): transmembrane signaling receptor activity; acetylcholine-gated monoatomic cation-selective channel activity
Source: RefSeq, a predicted model, not a curated record